Messenger RNA from Pteropus alecto (black flying fox), 1859 nucleotides. It is a transcript of the gene UBE3D, whose product is annotated as ubiquitin protein ligase E3D. Gene Ontology annotation, cellular component: cytosol; ubiquitin ligase complex; nucleus. Gene Ontology annotation, molecular function: ubiquitin conjugating enzyme binding; cyclin binding; ubiquitin protein ligase activity. The transcript has 11 exons. Gene Ontology annotation, biological process: protein monoubiquitination; protein polyubiquitination; proteasome-mediated ubiquitin-dependent protein catabolic process. Lineage: Eukaryota; Metazoa; Chordata; Mammalia; Chiroptera; Pteropodidae. The record is from RefSeq and is a predicted model, not a curated record. Bases 157 to 1332 code for a protein of 391 amino acids.
UCAGCCUAGUGAUAGGUCCGGGAGUCCCACGCCGCCGCCGCCGCCGCCGCCCCUGCUGCUGCUGCUGCUCCUUCUCCUGCUACUGUUCUUCUCGCUCGUGCUUGUUGCUCUUAGUCCUAGGGGCCCUGUUCGCCAGUCUCCGGCUGGGCGCCCGCUAUGGCGGAAGCGGCAGCGGCGGCGGCGACUCGCGUCUUCCUGGAGGUGCGGAGACAGCUGCAGAGCGCGCUGCUGAUCCUGGGAGAGCCAGAAGAAGCAGGUUUGCCCAUGGAUAUUUCUGUAACGCCAUCAUCGCUCCAGGUGAAAACCUCUGAAGGCUGCACAGAGAUCUGGCUUCCAGCAGAGGUCAGGCUUAUACCUUCUUCUUGCCGUGGACUACAGUAUCUGCCUGGAGAUGGGCUGCACCUGCGGCUGCAGACACGGACAGGAGUCAGCACCAAACUGAUUUCAGUGUUUAAUCAAAACUCACAAGCCCAAGACUGUUGCACAUUUUAUUGCCAAUCCUGUGGUGAAGUCAUAAUAAAGGACAGGAAGCUCCUCAGGGUGCUCCCAUUGCCAAGUGACAACUGGGGAACUCUAGUCGGAGAAUGGUGUUGUCACCCGGACCCUUUUGCGAAUAAGCCACUUCAUCCACAAGAGAAUGACUGUUUUAUUGGAGACUCUUUCUUCUUGGUGAAUUUAAGAAGUGAUUUGUGGCAGCCAAGACCUGAACUAGCCCCAGUGGUGACGCACCGUCUUUCUUCUGAGAACCAUUUUAAAUUGAAACCAAAGGCAAAUACCAAAGUAAUUUGUAAGCGCUGCAAGGUAAUGUUGGGAGAGACCAUGUCAUCAGAAACCAUCAAGUUUUAUAUGACAGAGAUAGUGAUUCAGCCAUCUGAGAGAAAUUUUUCCAUCAUACCAAGGUCUCAGUUUGUACAGAGCAUUUUUGCCCAGUGUCUGGUGGAACUCUCCUCUGCUAGAAGCACUUUUAGAUUCAGUAUCCAAGGUCAUGACGGCAAAGUGUACAUCUUGCUAUGGCUUUUAAACUCAGACAGUUUGGUGAUUGAAUCUUUGGGAAGUUCCAAAAAUAUCAAAAAGUUUUCCCUAUUGGAAGACAUAUCGAAGGCUGAUUCCAGUUCUGCUUUGAAUGCUGUCAAAGUCCUCUACCAGCCAUGCCUCAAAAGCAAAAAUAAAAAGCUUGCCAGCUCAUGGGGAAGUGACAUCAGUGUCCACUCUCUAACCCUGCCAUCUGCAACCUGCUUGGAAAUGCUGUUGAUAUUAUCGAGGAAUAAUGCUACACUGCCUCCAUCCCUUCGCUAUAUGAAUUCCUUUCAGGUGGCCUUUUUGAAGAUGUAACUGUGGAGGCCGAAGCAUUCCUCUCCCCAGCAUGGUGCUUACCGAAGGCUGGCAGUUGGCCCACUGGGCAGUGAUUACAGAGACUAAAACCAGAGCUACAGAAUGAGAGCACUGCUUUGAAGUUUUGAGUUUACUUGCUUACAUAUAUUCUCUAGGAGAAGAGUUAACUUUAAAACUUUGAAAAACCAAGGCUGUGAAGAAAGUCACAGUAGCAACUUGAAAUAAGUAUAGGAGUUACAUCUCUAUUUCCCACAGAGAGGAAUAUUUAAAUAUGUGCUGUGUCAGCACCACCUGGAAGGAUAUUAGCUAGUGGAGACCCAUCUGUCCUGCGUGGAAUGCAGUGAGGGACUUCCGUUGGUGGAAUUGAAUGUUAACUGCUGUAUAUCCUAAGAAAUAAAGUCUCAAAGAACUCAGUUUUGUUUAAAACAAAUUCUUUAAAAGAAAAGAUAGAAUUUUGUAUACCUUAUUCAGAGCAGAUGUUUGUUGAAUGAGUGAUUAUCAAAUUAAAGGGUUUCCAUUUACACAAA